AUGAGAUCCGCACUCUUUAUUGUCGCUUUAUUCCUGUCUAGUGGAGUUAGUAGCCUAGACUUGAGACUCGACAUUGCUGGAGGCAUUUGUCACAACAACACUGACUUCGACCAGACAUUCCAAGACGGUGUCAUCCCAGGCACCCAAGAAGUCAUGGAUAUCUCCACCACAACCGAAAAUGACGACGAGAUUCGAAGAUAUGGAUUCUCAGCAUUUCGAGGGGAUGAACUGCCAACGGAUUCAGACGAAUUCGCACAAGGCGCUGCAAUACACGCUCCCGAGUACGAAGACAACAAUCUAAGAAACAGAGAAUUGACUCGUUUGGAUUGCCCCGUCUACAGGGAAUGCCCUGGCUCCGGAAAUCCCACACACUGGUGUGCAUGGAUCUGUGGAUACUGGACAAACCCCAGAGAUCAUGGACAAAGACCAGAAGAAUCCGAGGGCGGCCGCUUCCUGCGCCGUGUGACAGAAGAUCUCAGAAUACCAGACGAAGAAAUGUCAGAACUGCAGACUCUGCAACUAGAGCCAAUCCGCUACACUCAUGAAGACAGGGAGCUAUGGCUCACCGUCGAAGGACUCGUUUGUGGAUGGAUACAACGAUGGCUGGACACACGACUUUCCAACUGCCUACACGGUGCCCAAUUGGUCACCUGUGAACUCGAUCUUUUCAGAAGAUGA
Molecule: messenger RNA, 678 nt
Organism: Seminavis robusta
Lineage: Eukaryota; Bacillariophyta; Bacillariophyceae; Naviculales; Naviculaceae
Source: the annotation of a GenBank genome assembly